This is a messenger RNA of Ceratitis capitata (Mediterranean fruit fly), 1487 nucleotides long. RefSeq lists its product as uncharacterized. The coding region runs from base 124 to 1377 and encodes 417 amino acids. The transcript has 6 exons. The record is from RefSeq and is a predicted model, not a curated record. Lineage: Eukaryota; Metazoa; Arthropoda; Insecta; Diptera; Tephritidae.
CAUAAGUUAAAUAACUCAAUUACAAAGUUUUUUGAAUUAAUAUAUACUAACACAUAGCCUAAGAAAAUAAUACGUUUACACAAUAAAAUUAAUGUUGGCAUUGAUAAGUUAUUGAAAGCAAUCAUGAGCCUUUCGGAGAUUUCCAGCAAGUUUACUGAAAAAACUUUGGAUGAAAUUAUACAGAAAUCAGGUGGCACUAAGCACACCUCAUACAAAUUUGGCGAAGGUUUUAAGAAGGGCGAUUCAUAUCUGAGCAGAGUAUACCGGCUUACCGUUUACGGUGUGAAAGAAAGUGAUGGCUCUACACUUGAAGUACACUUAAUCUGUAAAGGGAUGCCGGACAAUAUGGCCCGCAGAAAAGUUUUCCAUUCAGCUGAUUUUUUUCGGAAUGAAAUAAACUUCUAUACAAAAGUUGUACCUGCCUGGGAGUCGUUCCAAGCGCGUCGUAAACCCGCCAAUCCAUUUAACGAAUAUCCAAAAUGCCUUGCGUCGCAUUGUGAUGGUGAAAAUGAUUUUAUAGCAUUAGAAAAUGUGAAUUACCGCGGUUAUGGCGCGCCCAAUCGCCAGGAUUAUAUAUCUUUGGAGGAUGCUAUAUUAACAAUGCGUACAUUGGGUCGCUUCCAUGGCGUUUCGUUGGCAUUCCGUGCGUUAGAACCGGAAAAUUUUGAGGCAGCGGCACGAGGUUUGGAGGAAACAUACUACAAUGAAGCCAAGCGUUCCUGGUAUAUUGGUUUCCUCGGCUUGGCCUGCAAUGUGGCCAAAGAUGCUGUGGAGAAAACCUAUGGUGGCACCAAAUACGAAACUAUCGCUAAAAAGUUCCUACAACCAACACCACUGUAUGAUGAUCUUAUUAAACUCGUAUCUGCAGAUUCUCCACUUGCGGCUAUUGGACAUGGUGACUGCUGGACUCCAAAUUUCCUGACCCGUUACUCGAAAGACAAACAUCCAGAGGCUAUUGUUAUAAUAGAUUUCCAACUAGCGCGUCGAGCUUCCAUUGCUUUGGAUAUAUCUUUCUUCGUAUAUUCCUGUACGAGUGAAGAGCUACGCGUAUCUCACUAUGAGCAGCUCUUGAAAGAGUACCACCAAAGUGCUUGUGCGUUGAUAGCCGAGUUAGGUGCUAAUCCAACUGAGGUUUUGAGUUGGCAAGCAUUCCAAGAAGAAUUGCGGCAAUUCGCACGUUUCGGUUGCGGAAUGGGUAUCGAAUCACUGCCAAUGUCACUCGCUGAAGACGAUGAAAUCGCUGACUUAGAUGACAUGAAAGAGGAUGCUGUACUCACAGAUGUCUGGGAUAUUAAACCGUUCAAAGUACAAAGCAAACGUGAACGCGUUGCUCAGAUUUUCAAACAUGCUAUCGAUCAAAAUUAUAUAACAAACUGAAGUGCAAAAAUCACGUAACAAAACUACACACAUUAAUAUGUACGAAAUAAGGUUUUUGCCAUUGCAUAUAUUCCUACAAAUAUUUAAGAUAAAAAGUAUUAAAAACAAUA